AAAUAGCUCAACAAGUUGUGGCCGACAAAAUGAAAUUAUCAGAUGCGCCUAAGAAGCUAAAAUCAAAAGUGUGGCAGUAUUUUGGGUUUCGGGAUGGAAGCCCUCCCCAUAAAGCAAAUUGUAAACUGUGCUUCACGGAUGCAAACAUAACGUUGAUUUAGCAAGACUAAGAGGCUACAUUCCGCGAAUGACAUUCCGUUUCGGUGGCACCUACAAGACAGACUGUGAUCUCAGUAUAGACGAGUACAUGACAAACAGGACCACUCACGACCUCCGUCAGGGUGACUUGAGACGCUCCGUUACCAUGGUUCCACGUCUGACGGCCACGUCACAUGACCCACAGGUUCGAGACCAGCUGGACAGAUACCGGGACACACACCCUACCAGGCCUAUGCUCAUGGAGGACCGCAGACCUCUCACCGAGCCACCGUUGCCGGGUUACAACGGCUACAUUCCACGUGUGAAGCCCACAGAGUUGGGACUCGGGCAUCGGUACCAUGUGGCAUGUGACAAUGGAUUCAACGCGUUCGUUCAGGAAACUGCUCGUCACUCUUUGAACACCACGGCGGUCUUGCCAAAGGCAUUAGAACGGUUGCCAAGGGAACAGUUGCAGAGCGCCCCGGCAGCAUUUAACAGACGCCUUUACCAGAAAGAUGGAAUGGUGCCGAAAUACACAGGAUACAUCCCUCACCGCAGGUUUGUUUUUGGCAACACAUAUGGAGACACCACUCGAAGCCUCUCGAUUUGUUCCCAUGACGCACAGUCCUACGCAGAUCACGUUGCUCAAAAGUACGCAGUCAACUAGGUCACCUGUUUCUAUUUAUAGAACAUUAUGCCAAAUGCAUUACGCAGACAUGGAAAUGAGCUCAUGUAGUAACUAACGCCUCUGUAUGAUUCCCAUGGUAGUGUCUUUGAUUUCAUUAGGGCCUUUAUUUACUAAAAUUUUUAAGGAAAUCUGAACUUAAUUAGCACUGACGUGAACAUUUAUAGCUAUGUUUCUAUGUAAAAUGUAUUAAUGUAUGGGGAUAGCAAGAAUUACUUUAUAUUUAAGCAAUAUUGAGAAGUCAUGUACCACAUAAUCGCAGGGCUUACUCUGACAUUUGCCAAACUAACCAAUGGCUACAAAUAAAAUAUCCAAAAAUAAUAAGAAUUAAGACAUAAAAAAAGUAAAUUUUGCUAAAGGAAAUUUUGAGCCAGAAGGAGCUCUAAAUAGCAGGAAAGCUAAAGACUUAAAGACAAAUUUUAAAAAAUAAUGGAAUUUUAAGGUUUCUCUCAGAUGAUAUCUGAAUAGGGGCCCUGGUAAAAGCCAUGGUGGUUCAUAGGCACCAAUUAUGUACCUUAAGCCUGUUUUGAUUCAUUUGAUUGACAUAUUGUUGUUAUCUAUCAUAUGUCAUUGUUUCCAUGUAAGAAUUAGAAAUAAGCAUCGCUAUUCCUACACUUUCAUUUUUUUAUUUCUUGGAAAUGUAUAAAUCGGCCAUUUAAUAUUGGCUUUAACAUAUAUCCUUUUGACAAAAUGAUGUAAAUUGUCAGUGAUUUUCAUUCAUCUAGGCAAUGUUUAAUGUUUUUGAAUGUGAAUAAUUAUGCAUGAUUUUAGCAUGUUCAUACAAUCAAUUUUUUAAAUAUGUGCAACAAUAUACAAAAUAUUAAUAUUUAUGUAUUUAAGAUAUAAUGAUUUCACAGUAUCAAAAUUAAAAUUGAUUGAUUUUCUUCAUAACACUUACAACAUGGUUUUGAAACUCAUUUAUUUCUAAUUAGAAUGUCAUUGUCCAGAAAUACAACAAAGUGCGUCACUAUUCUUUUGUAGAUUGAUCAAUACCUUGUAUGAAAUUUUGUAACCUCGACUUUUUGGGUAUUGGUUUGAAUUAAAAAAAUUACAGUGCACCAUGGGUACAGAAGACGAUUGGUUGAAUGUUAAAUUAUAAACAGAUAUGUUAAAUAAUGUGAAUAUGCAUAAUAGUCAGGAACUUGUUGUAACUUAAUAAUGACUUUUUGGCAUUGGUUAAUAAUGAAUGAAUGGUACAAUAAAUAUCGGGUCAAGUGGUAAAGAAUGUAACCCUUUCCCACUCAGAAGCUUAGAUAAGUGAACAUGGCUAUGUGCAAACAGCAUAAAACCGGAACAGCCUGCGAGUAACUCACAUUAUGUUCAGGUUUUAUGCUGUUUGCUGCACAUCAGUAUCUAAGGGUUGGAAAUGAAACCUUUAAAAUAUGAAUAUAGUAAGAAAGGUCUUUAUUAAAUUUAACUUUCUAAGGGACUAGAAACAAGUUCAAAAACGUAUCUAAGUGGUAACGGGUUACGAGUUUGCUUGAUGAACCUAGCCAGUGGCUGAAUACUGCACUCAUUUAUAUUUUUGGGAGACAUGGCAUAAUGUGCUAAAGCAGAAUUAAUGAAUUCGGAAUAAUGCCCAUUAUUUGCUCAAUAUUCAUUUUUUUUCCUAUUUCUCUGUUAAAUAUACAUACAUAAAGAUGGAACUUCAAAAUAAAUCAUAACUUAAAGUACAUGAAUAUGUACUUGCCUAUUACAUGUAUCUGGUAUAUGUCCACGUGUAUAAGAACGUUUUAGUAAAGGUCAUCAUUCAUUGUUACGCAAUUUUAAUUUAAGGUGAUAAAUUUCUAAAGAAUUGAUAUCAAUGAACAUAUCUUUCAUCAAUUUGUACCUUUUAAAGUGAAUACUUCGGUUUUACAUAAUGUACAUAAUGGAUAGAUAAUUUCUGCUGUGUAUAGUUUUAUAGCAUGAUUAAUAAUAUAAGACUGUGAUAAUUUAUUAGCAUAAUACAAAUAGCCUACAUUUUAUUUUGGAUUGUUUCUGGGACUCUGCAUUUCUUGGUGUACCUUUUGUGAAAUAUCCGUAUGCUUCAAAUAUCCUAUUGUUAGAAAUGCAAAAUUCCUAAGUACAUAUGACCCCAUAUCUUGCGAAAAUGGUCUUUAAGACAUAUCAAAAUAGUGUACCAGUAGCUCCGGAGUAUCUGUAUGGUGUAUACUCUGGUGAGGAGGCAUAAUGUCUGCUAACGGGGCCAGGAAACUUUGUGUGACUUUAUAGCGGUCAGGGUAGCUCCUGAUCAGACUGCAUGAAGCUACAUGCUGGUCUGGAGCAACGCUGGCCCCAUAUGACAUAAGACCCAGUUUUGCACAAUGCGACUCAUUAUGUGACUAUUCACUAAAUCACCACAAGUAUUUAAGAGGAGGUAAGUGAUUUUCAUUCCUGGGCACAUAUGUAGCUGAUCAAUAAUUUUUUAUUUAAACUUUAUAAAGUUAUUUUUAUACACUUUGUAGAGCUAGUUUUUACAUAUGUGAUAUUUCUUUAUAGGAUGAACAUGUAACUUGAUGUAGUUAUUGUACACUGUUUUGUGAAAAUUGUGCUUUUUUAUUUUAUAUUUACCAGACGUUUUAAUUUUAACUGCUUCAGAGACUUUGCUUUUAUCUGUUGUAGUUUUCAAUUUUUACUAUAUAUAGUAUCAGUUCCACAAAGUACAUACAUUUACACAGUAAUGUAUACUUAUUGUGAUAGCUUCAUACACAUGCUUGCUGUUACUUAACAAUAUUUAUUAUGCAGUUAUUAUUUUGAGUGAAUUUGAUGCAAUCUAAAAGUUACUGGGUGUUAACAAAUGACUUUGAGAUCCAUAGUUCUACAUGAAUGUUUGUCCACUUAGACACUCCAUCUUAAUGAAUGUGCGUAAAGUGUCGUUUAAUCUAAACCCCAUUUUCGCAGAGCGAGGCUCGAAUAUUAUAUGGCCCUUUACUGUUUGUGUGGUUUCCUCAUUUUACCUGGUCUUUAUAAUGCCAUAAUAUGAACUACUGCAAAAACAUUUCCUCAGGAUGUUUAUAUUGUUGAUUGCAACUGUUAAGUCCUUUUUUGAAUACACAAUAUUGAAAUUGUCUUUAUGUAACUUGAUAUUAUAGACCAUCCAUUUUUUUCCCUUUUAUUUAAGUCUUUUUUAAUGACAUUGUUUGUACAAAUGCAAACUGCAUAAUUUUGAGAAACUUUUCACAAAUAGUUAUAUGUAAAAUUCAAUAAUGAUGCUGUAUUAUUUGUGAUUGACAAAAGUGGAACAUGUAUUUAUCUUAAUGAAUUUUAUUUUAAGAGUGACAGUGUUUUGUUUUGUUUUUUUUAACCAUAAUUAAAGUUAUAGAGUAAAUUUAGCAGGUUUUUGUGUGCAUGUUAACCCAAUAGUCUUAUUAAGUAUUGAUAUACUUGAUCUUGUGAUUGUUUAAUUGUUAUAAUAUUUGAUAGAGUACAUAUUAUUUA
Dreissena polymorpha is the source of this 4243-nucleotide messenger RNA. RefSeq lists its product as uncharacterized. The transcript is spliced from 6 exons. NCBI's taxonomy places the organism in Eukaryota, Metazoa, Mollusca, Bivalvia, Myida, Dreissenidae. The record is from RefSeq and is a predicted model, not a curated record. Bases 188 to 805 code for a protein of 205 amino acids.